AUGACCAUCGCUCAAGGCACUCGCGAGUUCAAGUUUGUCGGCGCCUACAGCCGUAAGCGGCGCCGUAUGAACCAACCUGGGGCCGAUACAAAGCCAUCCAGCUCGGAGAUUCAAAAGCCGCCUCAGAAUGAGCCUCCAGAAGCUGUCACUGGUGCCUCGACUGGCCGGAAAGGUUUGGACACGCCUACCAAACCCCAACCAAAUGAGGGACCGUCUCCUCCGAAAACUUCGCCUCCUGCCAACGUGCAAUCUGAAGAUUUGGACUUGGGACAUGCGUUACCAGAGGUACUGCCUCCUACGGAAGUUCACAAUCCUGUUCUGGAUAAUGAAGCGAUAUUGCCUCAAAUUGAUGCUUCGAGAUCGGACCCUGAUAUUGACUGGUCAUACUCAAACCUGAUGAACCCAUUCUUGGACUUGACUCCUCCAUUCAUCGCUCCAUUCGAUGCUCCCAGCUACCCUCUUGCCAUGCCCCUUUAUUUUACACCGGAAUUUCCUCUCAUGCACUUUGAGGAUGACUCUUCGGCCAACGAAUCACCCCUUGAUAACCUAAAUGGCCCCAAGCUUCACCCGGAUCUAGACGGAGAUCUAAAAGGCACAUCUGUUGGCUGUGGACAAUCGAACUCCUUUGACGGUAUUGUGUUGCCAGCCUUAGAUUCGCAUGAAGGUUCUGGCAAUAUCGGCAUCACCAUCACACAGCUCCUCAUCAGAUAUGAUCAAGAGUUCUGCGUCACACCACUAACGCACGACUUUGAGGCAAAUCCGUUCCGGGUGGACAAAGAAACUAAACGUGGCUCACAGCUUCUACUUCACUCUAUAUUGGCUCUCUCCUAUCGUCACAUUAAUCGCGACACGGGCAAUUAUGCUGUGGAUGCCAAGCGCCAUAAGAAAAAGGCACUCAGAAUGCUCAACGAUAUGGAGGGCGAAACAAAUAUUUCACCCAUUGAGGCCAACUUCCUUGAUGCUGUUUUGAUCCUCAUGACAUUAGAUUGUGCUAUAUCAGCCCAUGGCCCGUGGAAUUGGUACUUGAAGCGGGCGCAUAAAAUGAUACAGGCAACCGAGUCUCUGAAUGUCAAGAAGACCCCGAGAAUGCAAGCCCGGAUAGAAAUGCUGGUUUGGUGGGACGUAACUUUGUCCCUUACUAGCCGUCAAGGAUGUGUUCUCUCCGAAUCUACCAUUCUCAGUCUCUUCAAUCGCGAUAAUGGGGAUGACGCCACCUUUUACAGUGUCUCCGGCUGUCCGGAGGCUCUUUUCCGUCUUAUGGUGCGACUUGGAUCUUAUGCGAGGGAGUUCGAGCUUGUCUCUGACAUGGCCUGCGCUAAAUUCGAUUUGGGACCAGUUCUUGAGGUUGAAAAGACUGUGCGAGAAUGGAAAGAUGCCGAGUACGGAGAGCUGUUAGACAGCUGUGCUGGUUAUCCCAUCUUAGCCGACAAUGCCGUACCGAACCCUGGUUGUGAUGAGGCAGAAACGGCGCAUUACAGAGAGGACCUGCAUCACUGCGCCGAAGCAUGGCGGUACGCGCUUCUCAUAUAUAUCUUACGCGUCUUCAAAUGGCAGCGCGACCAGCCUCCUCCAGCCAUCCUUCAAUUUCUCGCGCGGAAGACACUAAACCAUGUGUCAGCGUGCAGACACACUUCUAUGCUUCAGAAGCAAUUGCUUCUCCCAGUAUUCCUAGCAGGCUGUGAGACCUCGGACAAUCAUCUACGAGACGCAGUUCGUUUCUAUUGCAACUGGUGGACAGAACGAACACGGUACGACAUGUUUCUUACUGCCGAGGGAUUGCUCCAGGAAGUGUGGAAUCAAAAUAAUUCACACGCCUGGUGGGGUUCGGUGAUUGAUAGCAAGAGCCGAGCCAAUAUGGGGUCAGGAGAAUCACGGCAAUAUCUCUUUGGUUAA
Messenger RNA from Clonostachys byssicola, 1893 nucleotides. Lineage: Eukaryota; Fungi; Ascomycota; Sordariomycetes; Hypocreales; Bionectriaceae. The record is from the annotation of a GenBank genome assembly.